CAAGGACGCCGACGAUCUCACCCUGGCCAAGGGCGGCAAGGCGAAGCACAUCGCGGACGACACUGCCGAGACCGCGGCACGGCUCGUUGGCUACUCGCAAGACGAGCUGGACCUAGAAGUCAGCAUCGCCACGCAGGGGGCGGAGGGCAAACCAAUCGUGCUGGGGCAACUUGGCAUCGACAGGAUUGGCGAGGACGUUGUUCGCCAGCCAGCGCGCGCUGUUCAGAGGCGGCUGCCAGUCCGCAGCGGCAGAUUGAAGGCUAUGGCGGAUCGUUCCCGCAGGCCCCAGCGAGCGAAAGCAUUGGGAGGGCAGAUCUGGAAGGUCGCCAAAAUCGCCUUCAAGCCUGCUGCAGCCAACUUCGGGCACAAGACCCUGGUCCACUCGCUGGCUGACCUCCAGCGAGUGCGCAGCAUGGUCAGCAGUGCGCUGCCAUGCAAGGCGAGGUUCAAGAGCAUGAUGUUCCUGCGCCUGGCCUGCUCGGUCGAGGACCUGGGCCCAGGAUGCCGCGCUGCGCCCAUUGGGGAGUGUGCGGCGCAAGCAUGGGAUGGCGUCGCUAGCCGCGAAACCCAGCGCGCGGCCUGGAGACGACAGCAGGCGUUGAGGGGAGACAAAACCUGGUGUGGAGUCAAGGGGCCCGCCUCCUCGGUCGUCCUUGCCACGCACGAGAUCGGAUUGUCGUGGCCAGCAUGGGGCACCUUCAUCCCGAGAGAUGGCAUCACCAUGGAUGUGCUCAACACUUGCCCGCGCGACGUCCGGGCGCAGGCCACAUGGGACGCUGAACGAGCCACGUGGGAACAAUGGGUGGCUGAGGACCCCGCCCGGCACGCCUUGCACCCGAUGCCGUUCGCGGAGCCCUUGCGCGAGGUUCGCUGCGCACAGAUCGGCAUGGUGCGUGGGCGUCGCAGCAGCAUCCAGAGCGGUCACAGCUGGCCCGUGGACGCAAGAGCGAGCGCAUGCCACAGGGUUGACAAGCGACGCGCGCUGCCAAGUGUGCCGCCAAGCUGGAGUCAAUACCCUCGGCUCCGCGCAUCACCGCCUCGGUCAGAGACGCGACCUCACAGGCUGGCCAUGCCACCGACGUGGCAGCACGCCAUCGCCAACAGCGAGAACAGGCUGCUGUUGGAGCGCGGCAUGGCGCCACACUCAGGAAUGCAGCGCCCUUUCCAGCCGCAAGAUAGCAUCGCCUUCCCGGCCAAUGCUGAAGGCGCGCACGUGCUCACCGGCGACGUCGCGACGGACAGCGCGCCGAAGGGCGACUGGCGCUGGCUGGGCCGCGCGGGCCGGGCAGCGCAGCAGGCGGCAGCGGAGGGUGCCGCCGAGGCGGUGGUCGGUGGCGUUGAAGCGGGGCGGGCGCGGUGCACGAGCUCGGCGAGGCCGACCGCGGACGUGCGGCACCGCAUCUGGCUCCAACUGGAGGGCGUUGGCAUUGGACCAGCGGGGGCGGUGCGCGGCACUGGCCAGCAGGGGCUCCGACAGGCGGAGCUUGCCGUCCGCGCCUUCGCCGCCAGACGUGCAGCCAAUGCCGCGGCGGCCGCAGGCGGCACGAUGCCCGCCCUUGCAGCUGAUGCCAAAUGA
This is a messenger RNA of Prorocentrum cordatum, 1576 nucleotides long. Lineage: Eukaryota; Dinophyceae; Prorocentrales; Prorocentraceae. The record is from the annotation of a GenBank genome assembly.